AUGACCAAAGGCAAGAACAAGGUUUACAUCUUGGGUGAAGGUUCAGUUGCACAAGGAGACGAAGCUGAAGUAGUUUCCGAAGGAGAAUCCGUGGAUCUAGUUUCAUCAGCAACAGAGGCAGGGAGGGCAUCGGCUUCAGUUGAUUCCUGUAUUGUAGUCAGGGCCGGGCCUACUCCUUUUAGCAGUAGAAGGGAAGUCUUCAUCCCGGAGCAUACGACGAUUCUUUCGCGAAGAACUAGCUCGUUUCAGCAUCAGCAGCAGAGUCCGUUUAUUCUGUCUGUUCCACAUCCCCGUACUCUCGCUUUGAAUCCAUAUCUUGCUAACUGGCUACUUUUCUAG
Messenger RNA from Prunus armeniaca (apricot), 339 nucleotides. The record is from the annotation of a GenBank genome assembly. Lineage: Eukaryota; Viridiplantae; Streptophyta; Magnoliopsida; Rosales; Rosaceae.